GGCAGCAAGGAACUAAAUUCAUUGACAACAAACUACGAACCCAAGCCAUUCGUGGCACGCGACAGAAAUGAGACAGCACUCCUGUAUUUUAAUCGUUACAAAAGCGGCAAAGACAACACAAGUGCUAUUCCGCUUCCUUUGUCUUUGCUUCAUGACGAACAUGUCGUUGGCUAGCCACACGUCCAAUCAUGCCGUCAUUGUGGGUUCAUCACGCUACUGGUUUAAUUAUCGCCACGAAGUCAAUGCGUUGUCGAUCUACACUCUCUUAAAAGACAACGGAUUUCGCGACGAGAACAUUGUCCUUAUGCUCGCGGACGAAUAUGCUAUUAACCCACGCAACGUUUUGAAAAACGUGAUGUACCCUGGAAAUCGUAAACGAUCCUUGUACGAUAAGACCACAGAAAUAGACUACCGCGGUGAGGAUGUAACCGUACAAAACUUGGUCUUGGCUUUGACAGGACGGCAACGCAAAGGACUCGCCCAGCUACAGUCGGAUCGCGAUAGUCACAUUUUGAUCUACUUGACGGGACACGGUGGAGAUCAAUUUUUCAAAUUCCAAGAUGUGGAAGAACUGCUGGCAACGGAAAUUGCCUCGACGCUGGAUCAGAUGCAUCGAGACGGAUUGUACGGGCAGGUCCUUUUGGUGGCCGACACGUGUCAAGCGUUUACGCUCGGUGACAAAAUAACGGCUCCCAAUGUCACCGUGAUUGGGAGUUCACUCCGGGACGAGUCGUCGUACGCACAUCACUCUGACAUGGAAAUUGGGCUUGCUUCAAUUGAGCGAUACACGCACACUUUUAUGGAGUACGUACGGGCCAACGGGACAUCGCAUAGCCUUCAACAGUCCAUGGUGGACGCGUAUCCAUUUUUAGUACAGCGGGCCCACAUCGGGGCUAGGGAUGAUCUGUCUCCGCGCAAACUUUCGCAAGUACCGCUGUCGGAUUUUUUU
Molecule: messenger RNA, 949 nt
Organism: Phaeodactylum tricornutum CCAP 1055/1
Lineage: Eukaryota; Bacillariophyta; Bacillariophyceae; Surirellales; Neidiaceae
Exons: 1
Biological process (GO): attachment of GPI anchor to protein; protein localization to cell surface; proteolysis
Cellular component (GO): GPI-anchor transamidase complex
Molecular function (GO): GPI-anchor transamidase activity
Source: RefSeq, a predicted model, not a curated record